Molecule: messenger RNA, 3975 nt
Organism: Pipistrellus kuhlii (Kuhl's pipistrelle)
Lineage: Eukaryota; Metazoa; Chordata; Mammalia; Chiroptera; Vespertilionidae
Gene: CCDC25
Product: coiled-coil domain containing 25
Exons: 9
Coding region: 193-789 (198 amino acids)
Source: RefSeq, a predicted model, not a curated record
CUGCCCAACAUCCGCCGGAAGUGCGCGCAGAGGCUCCCGGGAACCGGUGGCCUCGGCGUCUGGUAUCCGGAGCCUCGAGAAUCGGGUGGUUCCGCUCCACGCCGGAGUCGCCCGCCGCCGCGAUCAUGGUGUUCUACUUCACCAGCAGCGUUAACUCAUCUGCUUACACUAUUUACAUGGGAAAGGAUAAAUAUGAAAGUAAGUUUUCCAAAGCAUUUGAUUUUGAAAUUUCCAGAAGAUGAGGAUCUAAUAAAGUAUGGCUGGCCUGAAGAUAUUUGGUUUCAUGUGGACAAACUCUCUUCGGCUCAUGUAUACCUUCGAUUACAUAAGGGGGAGAGCAUAGAAGACAUUCCCAAGGAAGUAUUGAUGGACUGUGCCCAUCUUGUGAAGGCCAAUAGCAUUCAAGGCUGCAAGAUGAACAACGUCAACGUGGUAUAUACACCGUGGUCUAACCUGAAGAAAACCGCUGACAUGGACGUGGGACAGAUAGGCUUUCACAGGCAGAAGGAUGUGAAAAUUGUGACAGUGGAGAAGAAAGUAAAUGAGAUCCUGAACAGAUUAGAAAAGACCAGAGCGGAGCGGUUCCCAGACCUAGCAGCAGAGAAGGAAUGCAGAGACCGGGAGGAAAGGAAUGAGAAAAAAGCCCAAAUUCAGGAAAUGAAAAGGAGAGAAAAGGAAGAGAUGAAGAAGAAGAGGGAAAUGGAUGAACUUAGGAGCUAUUCAUCACUAAUGAAAGCUGAGAAUAUGUCUUCAAAUCAGGACGGCAAUGAUUCAGAUGAAUUCAUGUGAAUGAAGAGAUGGACCUUUUAAAGAUGUGAAUUUAGGUACAAUUGCAGGCGUUUUGAUGUCAUCCAUGCUCUGAGUUAAGAGAAACAAACAACCUCAGUCUAUGCAAAUAUCAACUUGGGAGUGUUUUUUAAAAGGUGUUCCUUUUUUUGUUGACAGAAAAGGAUCAGAUAUGUAUGUGUGUGUGUGUGUGUGUGUGUAUAUAUAUAUGUCAGAUACAGUUGGACUUGAAGACGGCAUAUAACUUUAGGAAAGUGAAAAAAUUUGUGCCCGAACAUAUCUUGGUAGCUCAUGAAAGUUGGCUGCCCUUUUUCUUGGAAUAGACUUUAGAACGAACUACUCUGAAAAGUAUUUCUGGUACUGUGGUUGAUCCCUGAAAACAGAUGUCUUGAAAAGCUUUUUAUAUUCUUAAAAUAGCUUCACUUCUAUUAAAGAGAAUGUAUUGGUGAACAAUAUAUAGGAAAUGUUCCUCUCACCCUCAAUGUCCUGAUUAAAAAAAGAUGAUGGUGUGUUUUGAAGAUGAUAGUGAUAUUUUCAUUCAUGUUCCAUGGUGUUGUCUAAGUCAAUUAGCAGAGUUGUCCUCAGCAAUCAGCUUGCCACAUCCUUAUUGUCAGAGUGAAGGCCUUCUAGGUACCAUCAGACUUAAAGAAAUAGUUGGUGUUAAUCCAGGUUGGCCCUUGUGUGGCAGUUUUUCCCAAGUAACCCAGGCCACAGAGAUUACAGCUUCCGGGCCCUGGGCUCAUGUCUCAGCACUGAGGGGAGAAAUCGAAGGGGUGCUCUAGGAAUUGAUGUAGGUUUUGUCUUGGAAUACAGCAUAAAGCAAAAGUCCUCAUUGCAAUUAUGUUUUUAAAAAGAAUUUAGCAUUUCACUAGCCAGCAAGUAAUUUCUUUAUUUACCCUGAAAUAAUAUUUAUUUUGCUUUGUAACCCAGAGUUCAGAUUUCUCCAUUGUAGAUCACUAAUGUAUUAUGUAACAGGACUACUCAUUCAAACCACCUGCUUUCCAGUGUGAUUCUGAAUAGAAGAUAUAUUUUUAUUGAAGUGUGUAAGAGAGCCCCUGCAGAAAGAACAAAGCCUGCGGGCCAGGAGGCAUUCAAAUUCACGUUUUAACCACACCCAGAACUGUAUCUGCAGCAAUCGUACUCUUGAUCUAACCCAGCAACAGUGACCUCCAACAAAUCUAUCUGUAAUAACACCUUGGGACAGAGACUAAAACCAGAAGACUUCAGUGUUUCUCUUUAUCUCCAGUUGGGGUACGGGGUUGAACUGGAAAACUCCGAGGUGUAAGUUGGCCAAAUUUUGAGACAGAGUAUGGGAGACAAUUCCAGAAAUUGUGUGUGUGUCUAAUGAUAUUCAGCCUGGAGUUCUGUGAUUUAAAUAUACGUAUAAUAAUAAAGAAUAUUUUUUUAAUUUGGAAAGACAUUGUUAGAAUUUGCUUGUUAUCCCUAUCCUCAAGUUGGUUUUGAGAGCCUCUGGCUAUAAAAACAAAACAAAAAAGUCAUCUAUCAUGGGUUCAAUGAUGCAUCUCUCCCCAGAGGCCCACUGGGUCAAAGUGGAUGACCUUUUCCAGACACACUGUUGAUUGGAUGUAGGUCAAGCAUGUCAAACUCAUGGCCCGAGGGCUGCAUGCCUUAUUUAUUUGGCUCAUGUUAGCAUUAGAGUUUGACAUGCGUGGUGUAGGUGCCUGAGCAGUACCUGUGCUAUCCUGCCUGGUUACUGGAAGCACUUGUUUAACAUUGCUGCAGCCUCGAAAGGGGUGGAUUUUGCCUCCAGCGUCACCUGUGUCACCUCAACUUUCUGCUUCUCAAGGUUUCUGUACCCCACAUUACAGCAUAUAUAGUUAGAGGUUUUUGGAAACUACAUGUACUUUGGCUGUAGUUUAAGGGACCCAAGGGUCCAAAUUUUAAAUGUUCCAUAACUCUCGGCUUUUAAAUGUCAGAGGCCUCUCUUCUGAAUUCUCCAAGUUGAUUCAAAGCUCAAACCUUUUCAGCUGCUCUGUGCUAUUCGGCCGUUGCCUGUGCCUGUGUGCUGGGGAGUUUUCCCCCCGGGUCUCUUGGUCCCAGAGAAAGCAGGGAUCUUCUCUUUUGAGAACAUUGGUUCAGAGUCAACAGGUCAGACUCUUGGCACUGAAGUCCUUUCAUUUCUGGCCGCUGGCAUGUUUCCUAAACUUCCUAUCGGAAAAUUCCAAAUUAGUGGUCUUUUAUGAGCGGUGCCCUUGAUCAGAUUUGUACAUCCCAAGGAUUUCUCUUUCCAACUGUCUCCAGUUUCUGUACUCUGUUAGAUCUGCAUGCAGGCGAGGUUCACUUUGUCAUUUAUUUCACAAACUGCUCUAUUAUAUUCCUGUAGCUUUAGAAUUCGUUUCUUAUACGCCUUUGUGGAUCUAGAUCACAGUCUUUGGACAAGAGAGCUCUGUCUGAGUGCUUGGGAAGUUACCAGCAUGGAAGGUUUGUACAUUAGCAGGCAGCCAUAGGCUGUAGUUGAACCCUUGCAGUAUCUUUUGUUAUAUUUUAAUUUCUUGAAGCAUCGGUUUGGUGAGCCUUUUUUUAAUUUUUUUUUUAUACUGUUUAGUGCCAAUGGUUUUCCCCCCUCAGGAAGGAAGGGGCCCACGCAUACAUCAAGAUUAGAAAGGGAGAGUUCAGCUGGCCUCCAGGUUAAAAGCAGAGCUCUUCCUCCCAUCAGUCCAAGAGGGGAUGCUGUUUUCCAGGCUGGAGUAGGUUAUGGGGAAAAACUGAGCAGGACAGAGAAAUGAGCACUUGUCCAGCCUUCCUGAGCUGUGAUAUCGAAGCCUUCUCUUUCUCUGCUGGAUUUGAAGCAUGUGCGCACUGUGUGUGUAACAAGUCCCAGACUCAGAAUGAUCAUUGAAGAAUGAGCGCAUGACUGAUGUUAAAGUAGAUCGUGAAACAAACUGUAAGUGUAAAAUGUAAAACUUAAAAAGUCCAAGCUAAUAUCAAUCUUGGCCCAGCGAGUAUGUGACGACCCCGAAAUGAGGACAGCGCUGCUGGCACCCAGCAGGCUCACAUUCCAGUGUGGCAAAGUGGGAGCUCUUCGCUGCCGGACACCCGUGGGCCUCGCCUGGAGCAAGAGACUUGAUUGCAUUGUGCCAUUUCACAAAUGAGGUGGUGCCAACUGCCUAUUUACCAUGUCCUGGAUGAAUGAUAUGUAAAAUAUAAUAAAAGCUUAUAGUUUGAGUA